Messenger RNA from Racocetra persica, 643 nucleotides. NCBI's taxonomy places the organism in Eukaryota, Fungi, Glomeromycota, Glomeromycetes, Diversisporales, Gigasporaceae. The record is from the annotation of a GenBank genome assembly.
UGAUCAAAGUGGUAAUUCUAUAGAACUAGAUGUUAAUUUAGAAGCUUUGCAAGAAUCUGCAAUGAAAAAUGAUAAAGAAUAUAUUGGAAAAGUAGCAUUUCCUGUAUAUCUACGCUGGAAGACAGAAAGUGAAGUAGCAGUUAUAGAAUAUAUUCGUUUAAAUACGACUAUUCCUAUUCCUAAAGUUUAUUAUUGGAAUAGUUCUGUCAACAAUCCAUCUGGUCUCAGCAUAAAUAAAAAAGAGAUAUUUCUUUUAAAGAUUAUUGAAAUUCUAUUGGCACUUAAAAAGCUUACUUUUUCAAAAGUUGGUAGCAUUUUUUUUGAUAAAAAUAAUCAAUUUAAAAUUGGUCAGGUGAUCGAAAUUGAUUUAUUUUCUGAUGAACAGGCAACUUUAUCAACCAUGAAAAAAGGGCCUUUCAACACAACAAAAGAAUAUAUUUUAGCUGAUGAUGAAAACAAGUUUGUAUUAACACAUAGAGACUUUCAUUCAUCAAAUAUAUUAGUCAAUAAUGAUGAAAUUAUGGGAUCAUUGAUUGGAAAUAUUCUGGUGCGUUUCCAAUGGAAUGCUUAUGUACCUACCCAGUGUGGAUUACAGACAAUCCUAUGGUGGAACAAACAAAUGAAGAGUUCAAGGAAAAUCUGA